AUGGCCCAACUCGUACAAACAACCUUCGCCUUCCUCGCCCUUGUCCUCACCCUCUCCACCGCGGCCCCUCUUGGCCUCACCGCCGCAUCCACUUCCGCCCUUUCCCACUCUAGCACCCUCACCCAAAAGAGCUUCUCCGGCACCGGCCAGAUCCGUACCCUCUGGGACGGAAGCAGCCACGAUGACCUCGGCUGCCUCACGGCUUCCGGGCGCUGGACAACCGACGAGAACCUCUGCGGCACCUUCAUCGCCGUGCGCAAGGAUGGAGACUCGAUAGGAGCUACGCAGUUUACUCUGACUAGCAAAGAGGCCGGACCGUGCGAGAUGUCGGGAACUACGUUUGUUUGUGAGAAGGGACUGGACGGGUAUAGUUUUGGGAUCUGGCCAUUCCCGAACGGCGUUCCCGGAGUCGAGUGUUUGCGGUAUGGACUGUAUGGCUUGAUGGCGAGCGUGCAGGGGGGGCCACCAGAUGUGGAUGCGAAGCCGAUGGACUUGAAGUUCACUUCGUAUGUUGAGAAGGGAAAGUAUGUGUGGUUGACGUGGGGUCCAAAGUCCUGA
Messenger RNA from Neurospora crassa OR74A, 558 nucleotides. RefSeq lists its product as hypothetical. The coding region runs from base 1 to 558 and encodes 185 amino acids. The transcript is spliced from 2 exons. The record is from RefSeq and is a predicted model, not a curated record. NCBI's taxonomy places the organism in Eukaryota, Fungi, Ascomycota, Sordariomycetes, Sordariales, Sordariaceae.